GAGGAGCUGCGGGUGCUCGAGCAAGCCGUUGUCUUUGCCAACGAGUUGGCUAGCAACGUGGUCUGGUCGCAACUUGCGCGCCGCUAUGCCCUCCCUGCAGCCGGCUGUGUGUUGCUGGCAGAGAAGGAUGAAGAGAAGGAAGAAGGUAUGGCCUUUCUCAAGGAGAUCACGGAGACGGUGCUGCGUCUGCGCACGCAGACGGGGCGCAACAAGCUGCUGGCAGAGCUCAUGCGUGACAUUGCCUGGACCCGUGAAUCCCUGCCGCUCGAGAUGAUGGCCGCCUUCCGGCAGUCAGAAUAUGACGCGCACGAUCCGGACACGUACGACCUGAUGUACGCGUUGAAAGCAGGCACCUCAAGUACAAAAGAUGUGCUUGAAUCGACGUUUGCACAUCUGACAGAUGUGAGCAAGCGGCACUCGAAAAACCAGAAAAUGGCUUUCUAUAGCCGGUGGUUGUACGCCAUCUGCGCCCCGUACUCCAAAGAUGCCGCGCCGCAGUUCUUUCCGAACCGGGAGGCUUGGCUGACCUAUAGGACCUCGGACCCCGAGCUUCAGAAGGUCUUUGGCCAGAUUGGAAACGUGAAGGGCAGCGUGCUACCUGAAAUUCAGUACGGCAGGGACCGCCGCUUCCCGCAGCGGCCCGCUCAGAUUGUCUACCGGCACGCUGGCCCCCUGUCUCACAUGAAGAGCGCAGGGGCUUUGGCCCUGGCCAUGCACGACGUCAACAACAAUUUCAACAACGUUCAGCACAGCUGGCUAGGUGCAUGGGACCUGGCAGGAGCUUUGUUUACGGCAGGGGGCGUCUUUGUGUACUUGCCCACGUUCAAGUAUUGUAUUUCGCUUGGUUUCAAGAAGUGGUGCGCAGUGGGACUGCCACUGAAGUUGCGCAACGCUGCGGACGGAAAGGAGUACCUGUCUGCAAGCAGCCUGGAUGCCGUGGCAGAGCCGUUCUUCAUGCACAAUUUUUCCAUUUCGUUGGAGAGUUGGCAGGCUGUGGAGGUUCAACUGGUGCUCCCGUGCUGUAUGCCGCCAGAGCUUGGCGGAGGUGUGGGCUUGGAAGCCACAGGCAUGACCGACCUCCUGCCGGCGGCGUUGAAGAGGGGCACAUUCUUCACGCGGGAAGCACUGCAGAAGUUCACACGUGUGCAGGGAUGCACACCCACACAGGGUUCGGGAAAGAACCACGGUGUGGUGAAGGUUGACCUGGCUGUGGCGCUGGUGAAGCAUCUGUUCCCGGACGCGCCGGAUGCAGAGGCCACCCGCAUGGUCAACGCUUGCAUGGGCCGUCGCAAGGAGAUCUCGCCUGAACUUUUGCAGAUUCUGGCGAACCUCGACCCGGAGAACGAGAGUGACGGCCUUUACAAAAAAUGA
Messenger RNA from Symbiodinium pilosum, 1371 nucleotides. The record is from the annotation of a GenBank genome assembly. Lineage: Eukaryota; Dinophyceae; Suessiales; Symbiodiniaceae.